AUGACGCCCUUCCUCACCCUCGCGCUCGCUCUGUCGAUGCCCGUCCUCUCCAUGGCCGCGGCAGUCUCCAAGCCCCUCGGCCAGACCAAGCCCUUCGGCCUGGACGUCCGCCAGGACGAGACCGAGCUCCCGCCUCCGGCUGGAAUCGUGGGUGGCACCACCGCCGCCGCCGGCGACUUCCCCUUCAUCGUCAGCCUGUCCAAGAGCAACUCGCACUUCUGCGGCGGUGUCCUGCUCAACGCCAACACCGUCAUCACGGCUGCCCACUGCUCCGUCGGCCAGACUGCCUCGUCCGUCAAGGUCCGCGCGGGCUCCCUCACCUGGGCUUCCGGCGGCACUCAGGUUGGCGUCUCUGCCAUCAAGUACCACCCGUCGUACAACUCGGCUAAGAUCGACUACGACGUUGCCGUCUGGCACCUGGCCACCCCCAUUGCGACCAGCUCUACCAUCGGCUAUGCCACCCUCCCUGCCCAGGGCUCCGACCCCGCCUCUGGCACCACCCUCACCGUCGCCGGCUGGGGCCUCCUGACCGAGGACGGCUCCACCCUGCCCGCCAACCUGAGGAAGGUCUCCGUCCCCGUCAUCUCGCGCGCCACCUGCCAGUCGCAGUACGGCACCUCGGCCGUCACCACCAACAUGUUCUGCGCCGGCCUCACCGCGGGCGGCAAGGACUCGUGCUCGGGCGACUCUGGCGGCCCCAUCGUCGACUCCUCCAAGGUCCUCAACGGCCUCGUCUCCUGGGGCAACGGCUGCGCCGAGGCCAACUACGCCGGCGUCUACACCCGCGUCGGCCAGUUCGUCGACUGGAUCAACACCAACAAGUGGACCUCGUAA
Diaporthe citri is the source of this 834-nucleotide messenger RNA. RefSeq lists its product as uncharacterized. NCBI's taxonomy places the organism in Eukaryota, Fungi, Ascomycota, Sordariomycetes, Diaporthales, Diaporthaceae. The transcript is spliced from 3 exons. Gene Ontology annotation, molecular function: serine-type endopeptidase activity. The record is from RefSeq and is a predicted model, not a curated record. Bases 1 to 834 code for a protein of 277 amino acids. Gene Ontology annotation, biological process: proteolysis.